AUGCCUCGCCAGGCCGCCCCGCGGUUGGUGGUGGGAGAAGGUAGCGGGUCCCAGGGGGCUUCGGGGGCUGCAGCCACCAUGCUCCGCUCCCUGCUGCUUCACUCCCUGAGGCUCUGCGCCCAGACGGCCUCGUGCCUCGUGCUCUUCCCGCGCUUCCUCGGCACGGCCUUCAUGCUCUGGCUCCUCGACUUCCUGUGCAUCCGCAAGCAUUUCCUGGGCCGCCGCCGCCGGGGUCAGCCCGAACCCGCAGUGGAGCUCGACAGUGAUGGCGAGGAGGUGCCCCCGGACGACCCGCCUGUCUGCGUGUCCGAUGACAACCGGCUGUGCACCCUGGCGUCGCUGAAGGCCGUGUGGCACGGCCAGAAGUUGGAUUUCUUCAAGCAGGCGCAUGAGGGCGGUCCAGCUCCCAACUCCGAGGUGGUCCUGCCCAAUGGCUUCCAGAACCAGCACAUCCUUGACUACGCGAGAGGGAACCGCCCGCUAGUUCUCAAUUUCGGCAGCUGCACCUGACCACCGUUCAUGGCGCGCAUGAGCGCCUUCCACCGCCUGGUCACCAAGUACCAGCGCGACGUCGACUUCCUCAUCAUCUACAUCGAGGAAGCUCACCCUUCGGACGGCUGGGUCACCACAGACUCCCCGUACAGCAUCCCGCAGCACCGAAGCCUGGAGGACCGGGUCAGCGCGGCACAGGUACUGCAGCAAGGAGCGCCCAGCUGCUCUCUUGUCCUCGACACCAUGGCCAACUCCAGCAGCUCGGCCUAUGGGGCCUACUUCGAGCGCCUCUACGUGAUCCAGAAUGGCACCAUUAUGUACCAGGGCGGCCGAGGCCCCGACGGCUACCAGGUGUCUGAGCUGCGCACCUGGCUGGAGCACUAUGAUGAGCAGCUGCACGGCGCUCAGCCGCGUCGAGUGUAAACAAUCAGUGGACAGUUGACUGAACUUGGCCGGCGAUGUCUUCGAGCCUUCGAAGCCCACGUGCAAAUGCCCCCCAAACAAGUCAGGUUUGCGGAGGGCCCAAUGACACGGCUGUGCUGAGCCGGGAUCGCCGGCUGAGUCUGUGCCCUCAGCCAAGCCACCUGAAAAUUCUCCCUCCCCUCCCUGGACUCUGUUGCUGUGACUGUCCCUCACCUGUACCUGCCUGGCUGGCUCGAAAUCCCUUUCUGAGUGUGGAUGCGAUGCCACCCUUGCCUGGGUCCUCCCCUCCCCCCACUUGUGCCCGCAGAGGCCCCUGCCUCUCUCACACCCCCCUCCCCAGAGAGAAGAGCCAGUGUGCCUUCAGCCAGGCGCAGAGAGACUUUGGCCGCGCCCGCGCACCCUGAGCGCAGCUGGGUUCCAGCAGCGCCUGCCGCUCGCCCUAGUUGCCUGGCACCCACACCUGUCGUUCGCAGGGAGGGGAUGCCCUGCUGCUUUUGUGUCUAUUUCUUGUCCCUGAGUUGGGGGUGGGGGCUUGGGAUGGGGAAGGG
Molecule: messenger RNA, 1463 nt
Organism: Callorhinus ursinus (northern fur seal)
Lineage: Eukaryota; Metazoa; Chordata; Mammalia; Carnivora; Otariidae
Gene: DIO3
Product: iodothyronine deiodinase 3
Biological process (GO): thyroid hormone metabolic process
Molecular function (GO): thyroxine 5'-deiodinase activity
Source: RefSeq, a predicted model, not a curated record